AUGUCGAAGCUAUGGGCGAGAGUAGCCGGAUUGUUCAAAAGCAAGAGUUUCAUCGGAGCAGACAAGACUGGUAACAAGUACUUUGCCAGAAUGGAGCAGAUUGACGGUCUUGGCGAGUAUUGUUCCUCUAAUCUCAUAAAGGAGAAAAGAUGGGUUGUCUUUAGACGAGAAGAGGACCCAACCUCUAUUCCUGUUGAAUGGAUAUGUUGGCUUAAUGGGCAGCGAAAGAGAGCUCCUACUCCAGAGGAAAUGGCUGAACUUGAUGCAAGGCGUGAGCGUGUGAAGCUUAAUGUUGCUCUUCUCAAGAAAGAAGAGGAGGAGAAGAAAGCCAGAGAAGGAACUGGGCGGAAAAUCACGAGCAUCGGUAAAGCUGAGGGUCCAGAAUUGACAAGCUUUGUUCGCCAUUUCCCAGCGGAUUCGAAAGGUGAUAAAGCAGAGGAAGCUAGUAAAGAAGCAGACCAAUCAAGGGUCAAGGAACAUGAACCCGAGAUAGUUACUUCAGAACCACCUGAACCAAUGACAACAGAGCCAUCAGGGUCUGGAUCAUCAUUUAGGCCAGGGACAUGGCAGCCACCAUCCUAAACACAUCUCAUGUUAACCAACAGAGUAUCUUUUUUGGUCCAGUCAUCUGUUUGUUGUAGUCUUACAUUAACCGAUUGGUUGGAGAUGAUUAAGAGAGCUAUUGAGGACCGUUAAAGUUCUGGUCAUUCAGGCUUUCAUGUAGUUAUUGAGGAGUUGGAUGAGUAAAAAAUGAGAAGUCAUAUCUACCCUUAUGAUUUGUUUUCUUUGCGCGUCUCAUGGCAUUUUGGCUUUGAGACUUCAAAUUGCGUGUCCUUGAUAGCUUCAGAAUUACGUUUUUUCCUCGUUGACAUUCUAUUUAUCAAAUUUUAAAAUUAAACAUUUAUGUCCUUUGACCAAAUAAAAAACGAUUAAACGAUUAAACAUUUAUGUCCUUUGUCCUUCAACUC
Messenger RNA from Eruca vesicaria subsp. sativa (arugula), 968 nucleotides. NCBI's taxonomy places the organism in Eukaryota, Viridiplantae, Streptophyta, Magnoliopsida, Brassicales, Brassicaceae. The record is from the annotation of a GenBank genome assembly.